AUGUUAUCAACAACACCAUCAUCAUCAUCGUCAACAGAACAGUCAAGAGGACAUACUGAACCCACUCAAGCAAUACCCAAACCACUGAUAAACAACACUCAACAAUCUAUCAAUCAUGAAGAACAACAACAACAACAACCAACUCCACCUGACAUACCAGUUCAUAUCACCUUACUAUACUUGACCCAUCUACACCUCACCACAGCUUCCAAGAUAUCCAGAACCUUAAUGACCAGACCAAGCUAUUCAUACCAACUAUUUGGAACCCCAUCAAAACCAAAUCCAACAGAAACAGAAACACAUCAAUCCCACAUCAUUCAAUACCGACGCCAUAUCUUGAUAGCCAUCAAUUGUCUUCGUUCGAUUCUCUAUGGAUCAGAAUCACUUCAGAUCCCAAUCCAAUUCAAGUUCAAUGCAUUAAUUUGGUUAAUCAAAAUCUUGAUUAAUGAAACUCAUUCUAAUCGUUAUCAACUUGAUCAAUUGGUUCAAUAUGGUUUUUUAAUCAUUAAGAAAUCAGGCUUACAACUUGAUCAUGAUUCUAGGUUCGAGUUAACCGAAUUAGAUAUCUUGAUUUCGUUGCAAGAUUCUACAAUUUCUUUUAGACAAAUUAAAAAACAAGUCGAAAGAGCCAUUGAGUUGACUUAUCAAAAGAAUGGUUCAAUUCAUGCUAAAUCUAUUAAAUGGUACUAUCGUUUUCAAAUCUUAUACAUCCAAAUCAAUUCACCAAAAGAUUAUUCAUCAACCCAAGAAACGAUCCAAAGCGUUCUAAAAACCUCACUUACAAGGGGAGAUCAAGAAGUUCAUAUAUUAUUUAAAGCUAUUGAAAUCAAAUUAGCAUUAGACCAUUCACUCUUUACAUUAGUAGGAGACUUGGUUGAUUCGAUUAUCAAAUUGGUGGGAUUCAAACCCAAUGAAUCAUCAACUACUUUAAAGCUUUGUAAACCUUUGGAAAGUUUUUUGGUGGUGUUGAUUGGUUUUUAUUAUUAUGAGAUGGGUGAGAUUGAACUGGGAAAAGAAUGGGUUGCUUAUCUUUAUCGGAUCAUUGAGGAUCUUCAAUUAGACAAUGGAUCAUUUAAAGUUUUUAUCGAUUCUUCUGUUCUGCCAAAUCAUUCUACUGUUCAAAUCGACUCACCUUUUACGAGAAAGUUUGGUCAGAUCUCAAUGUUAGAUGAAGAGAUUCGAAACGAACCGAAAUCUGAUGUUGCCAAAGACUUUAUAUGGGUGAAAUUGAUGCCAAUCGAAUUGAUUCAAGCUUUAGUAUCUUUGAUCUCUGCAUCAAUCCAUUUGGAUGCGUAUGGAAAACGGCCAAAGGCUUUAACAUAUCUUAAUGAAGGAAUCCAAAAGAUUGAUGAAUUCUUGAUGAAAGGAAUCAAAGUUCGAUUUUCAGAGAUGUCAAAUUGUAUUCAAAGAUUAAUAAGGAUGAAGAUUGAAGGAAUCUUAAUGAUGAGUCAAAUGUCGAUUAUCCGAUCGAAUUUCUUACUAGCUGAUCAGAACUUAUUAGACCUGAUCCGAAUCACAACCUUAACCCAACAAUGGCCAAGAUACGCAUCGAGAAUAUGUUUUUUAAAAGCCAUGUUAUCACAAUCAACUAUGAACUUCUCGUUGGCUAAACAAUCACUUUCAAGUUCAUUAAGGUUUCUUAAACCUCUUUCGAUUCAAAUUAGAAAACAAAUCAAAGUCUUGGUGAUCACUACUUCUUUGAUGUUAGAGAUUGAUGAAGUUGAUCAUUCGAAUCAAUGUCAGGAAUGGUUAGAAGAAUUAAAGGCGUUUGAAGGUGUUUCGAACCGAAGUAGAAUCGCUUUGGAAAUCGUAUUAGCUUUGAAAUGUGGUGAAAUCGUUAGAGCAAAGUGA
This is a messenger RNA of Melampsora larici-populina 98AG31, 1851 nucleotides long. RefSeq lists its product as uncharacterized. Gene Ontology annotation, molecular function: double-stranded DNA binding. NCBI's taxonomy places the organism in Eukaryota, Fungi, Basidiomycota, Pucciniomycetes, Pucciniales, Melampsoraceae. Gene Ontology annotation, cellular component: chromatin; SMC loading complex. The coding region runs from base 1 to 1851 and encodes 616 amino acids. The record is from RefSeq and is a predicted model, not a curated record. Gene Ontology annotation, biological process: maintenance of mitotic sister chromatid cohesion; mitotic sister chromatid cohesion. The transcript is spliced from 5 exons.